This is a messenger RNA of Vitrella brassicaformis, 2329 nucleotides long. The record is from the annotation of a GenBank genome assembly. Lineage: Eukaryota; Vitrellaceae.
AGGAGAGGUGCUCCUGCCGGAGCUGUUGUUCGCUCAGCGUUGUGUGCCCAUCAUAUCCCACCAUACACUAUGCAAUGGCCGACGGUGUUGAAUUUGGCCACAUGUGUGUCGCUGCUGUCGCUGCUCAUCACGACCUACUACUACCUGAACAUGCUGACGCUGACCAAGAACCUCCAGCGCGCCAACACAUUCAACGCCAUACACGUCGAGUACGCCAGCCAGGAGACCCUCAACGCACUCGAAAUACUCGAGGAGUUCAUCGAAGGUCCCCACACAGACACACACACAGCGACAAGAAGUGAUAUCGAAGAAAACACUCUGUUGUGUUUUGUUUUGUGUGCGCGUGUGUCAGAGAAUGGUCGUGACAGGUACCCUCACGAGUUCCUUGACCUGAGGAAGCAGCGGGACGCAUUGGGCCGCAGAGUGGACAGGGCAAGGGUGAGUGAGCCGAGUGCGACACAUGAGACAGACCAUCACCCCACCCAACCCACCCGCAUCGAUAUCGUUCUUCUGAUGUCUUGUGUGUGUGUGUGUGCAGCGGCGGUUGGUGCACUGGUAUUCGCGGCUGCAGUACUUUUAUCAGUUCGGCUUUCUGACCAUAGAGAACCUCCGACAGUUCCCGGGCGUGGAAAGAGCGGCACACUUCAUCUGUAGGCCUGCAGGGCUGCCGCACAGACAGACAGACACCGAUGCGCAACACACACACACCAGCACAACACCUGUCUGUCUGCUCCUUUCCUCUGUGCGCAUUUAUUUGUGGCACUAGAUCUGGUGGAGCCUCUGGAGUUCAUCAGCCGCACGUCGACCGGCCGCGAGCAGUCGACGGUUUUCUCGUGGCUGCGCGACAUAUACCACAUCGACGACCACUACAAGCAGCACCGGCUGACCUCCCCCACCUGGAACUACACCUUCAUCCACACCACCGUCCACUCGUCCAUCCCCAACUCGCCAGACUACAACCCUUCGGCACAGUGGAACGGCCAGCCGCUGCCCCCAGGCUGCAGCUGCAUGUGCGCCCCGCAGCCACAUCCCACUGCCGGCGGCGGCCAUGGCCUCCCCCCUCUCUCAAUGGACCACCCGCACCACCUCCCCCCUAGUGGCCUAGUGGAGACGGUGCACCCCACCGCUAAUCCUCCCGCCCCGGCCAACCACGUGCCGGUUUAUCAGUCUGCGUCGUCAGCGGCAUCACCGCACGCAGGGCUGCACGUGCAGACGGGCGGCAGUAGUGGUGGCGGGGACCACCUGCACUCUCAUUCUCACCCUCACUCGGCACACCCGGACCUUUCAAGGCACGCUGUCAAUAUGUCAGCAUCGUCACCAUCGGCGAAAGCAGAAGGGUCGCACGGGGCCGAGGCGGGGAGGAAAGGGGAUGAGCCGACGACGGCAACAACACCGCCGCGAGCGGACACCACUGGCGCGCCGCCGCGACAGGCUGCCGAGCAGCCGUCUGUGCAUACCGAGCUGUGAAUGAAUUGAUGGGGUGGGGUGUGAUGGGCGUCGGUCGUUUGUGUAAAGGGGCAGAGGGUUGCUGGGUUGUUGGGUUGGCUGCUGCUUGUGUAGAAUACGGGUCGGUCGGCACGGGAUAGGGAGGUAGAGACAGGUCUCCUGGCCAGGAGGGAGAGGGCCUUUUUUCGUUUUCGAUUUCUACCCCUUCUCUAGGGUCAGCCUACCUAGUCCAGCUGGCUGCUGUGUGUACAUCUGUAUGUCCGUCAACACGACCACUACAGCCUGCCUUUUGCUCUUUUGGGGUACCUCUCCAUGCCUGCCUGCCUGCCUGCCUACCUGCCUACCUGUUUUGCGUGCGUGUAAUUCGGUGCUGAGAAGGAGAGAGGCGGAGAUGCGGAGGGGAGGGGCGGCUGGCGCAUGCCUGUCCACCAAGGGAUGUGGGUGAGGCGCGCCGGACGUCUGUCUGCCGGUGAGGGAGGGAGUAUAGUGAGUAAAGGAGUGGGGCGUUUUGUGGUGUGGUGUGGUGUGGUGUGGUGUGUGUCUGCGGUCAUGGCAGUGCCGACAUCAUUGCCACACACGUGACAGCAGCAGCAGCAGCGACGGCAGCGGCAGCAGGUGAUGGUGUGGUGUGUGGUGUGCCGAUGGUGGGUGGAUGCGCAACUCCAGUCAGGAGUCGCGAGUGCACUUAGUAUUGUCUUGCUGUUUGCGGGCCCUUUCCUGUCUUUCUGCUUGUCUUGUUCCUCGCGAUCUGGCGUUCAGCUCGAUGAGACACGCGUGGCUGCCGACGAACGUGUUUGGCGGCUGUUGUGUAUCUUCUCGAGGUGGAUGCAUGGUCAGGAGACGCGAGACGAGCAGAGACAGAGAGGGGGUGGGUCGGUUCAGG